UCAACUGGGUAAACAUUGGCCUUUUUUCCAUUUAGAUGCAAAAACCUUUUUCCUGUUGAUAUAAAUAAAAAGCUUGAUCAGAUUAAAAAGGAAGAAGGAAAAGGGUUGAUUUUCUUGGUUUGGAUUCUUUACUUGGAUGGGUUUGCUGUUGCUCUUAAAUUGAACUCCUACAGAUAUCGUCUUAUGAUAACCACGGAAUAAAUAUCCUUGUGUGAUGGGGGAAGAUCGUACAUGUUCAACCUAGUGCUGCCCAUAUUAUAUUCGUCACUUGCAUUUCAAGUCAUUUCCUCUUGCAAUGAUCCCUUUUUGUUUCCCUGGUCAGUUGUUUCUUCAUCAAGCUGUCUUGGAAAGAAGUGAAAACAGGAAAUUCUUUGCUCCAGUGCCGGGGAAAUUCUGUUUGUGCACAUUGUGUGGUCUUGUGGAGAACAAGAUGCAAAAACCAGAGCAGCCAAACAAAAAUUUGUAAACAAAUAAAGCUGUUGCUGCCCUUUCAUCUUAUAACUGUAAUUAUGAUAGCCCAAUUGGCAUUGGCUCUACUAUGUCUUGUUGCAGCAUGGAUGCCACUUGUGUGCUUGAGUCUUCUAAAGGGAUGGCCUUGGUCACGGACCUUAUGUUCAUGGCGCCUAACAUUUCCCACUCUUUCCUUCAGCAGCCACAGGCACAGAGAGAUAUCAUCCGAGUCUGUCAGCCGUCCUCGGCUCACAGCCACCACCUUCAGUGGCCAGUGCUGCACUCACCCACAUCACGAACAAGAAUGUUCUGAAUUGAACGAGGAUGAUGUGAAGGUAUUGGUUUCUCACAUCGACGAGACCGAUGGCGGUCCACCAUGGAAGCUCAUGAUGGAGCGCUCUACCCCUACCUUGACAUACCAAGCUUGGUACAGGGAUCCACAGUUGGGCCCUACGCAGUACCGUACAAGAACCGUAUUCGAAAAUGCAUCACCUGAGUUGCUGCGGAACUUCUUCUGGGAUGAUGAAUUUAGACCCCAGUGGGAUAACACGCUCAUUCACUUCCAAACUCUCAGAGUUUGCCCCAAAACUGGUUCCAUGACUGUCCACUGGAUUAGAAAGCUGCCAUUGUUCUGCAGUGAUCGAGAAUAUGUCAUAACCCGUCGCAUUUGGGAAUCUGAUUCUGGAUAUUACUGCCUAACAAAGGGAACACCAUAUCCACCCCUACCAAGGUCUAAAAGACCAAGACGAGUAGAUCAUUAUUUUUCGAGUUGGCAUAUAAAAUCAGUGAAGCCUAGGAAUGGAGAGCAGCAUAAAAUGGCAUCAGAAGUGCUUCUGUUUCAUCAUGAAGAUAUAGGGCUCCCGAGGGAGGUUGUGAAGAUGGGUGUUAGGGCAGGAAUGUGGAGCCUGGUAAAGAGACUGCAUCUGGGCCUGCAGACUUACCAAAUGGCAAAGGAAAAUGAUGGGUCUCCUUCGAAUUAUGCACUUAUGGCAAACAUAACCACAAGGAUUAAAAAUUAGAUGAUUCCUUCCCACCAUUGUUUUGAGUGGCAGAAAAUCACAUGUGCAAAAAGUGUAGUAAAAUAAUAGAGAGCUCCCUCAGAACUUGUAAAAUCUUCAACAUGACAUUGAUUUAGACAAGGCUGAAACUUAUAUAUAUUUGGCGUUCAAUCAUUGGGAGCUGCAUCAAAUCAAAGACACUCUUUUUCAAACUCCCAGUAAAACAUUUUCUUUGGUCAAUCAACUUUUUCAACGCAAACGUGAUGCACAAAAUGAAAA
Prunus dulcis (almond) is the source of this 1727-nucleotide messenger RNA. Its product is annotated as stAR-related lipid transfer protein 7, mitochondrial-like. The transcript has 5 exons. NCBI's taxonomy places the organism in Eukaryota, Viridiplantae, Streptophyta, Magnoliopsida, Rosales, Rosaceae. Gene Ontology annotation, molecular function: lipid binding. The coding region runs from base 510 to 1469 and encodes 319 amino acids. The record is from RefSeq and is a predicted model, not a curated record.